AUGGCCUGUCUGCUGCAUGCUCCACUACUCCUGUUGACAACUCUCAUGGUGGCUGUGAACCUGAGCCUGAACCCUGCGCUGGGUGAAACACUGCUGGGUGGCACAGAGGAAUCCAGUAUGCAGGAAGAGGGGGCCCCAGAAGCACUGGACUAAGCUGUCAGCAAGUACAAUGAAAACAACAAUGACUUGCAUCUGAGCCGUGUUGUAGAAGUAGAAAGAGUCCAAAAACAGGUUGUGGGUGGAAUGAAUUUCUUAUUUGAUGUGAUCCUAGGCCAAACCACAUGUAUGAAACCCCAGGCUGACUUGACCAACUGUCCCUUAAAUGAUCAGGCUGAUCAGCAAGAGAGAGAAUUCUGUUCUUUUGAGGUCUACAUUGUGCCCUGGGAGAACCAGAUGUCCCUGACAGCUUCCAGCUGCCACAAAAUAUAA
Molecule: messenger RNA, 429 nt
Organism: Peromyscus californicus insignis
Lineage: Eukaryota; Metazoa; Chordata; Mammalia; Rodentia; Cricetidae
Product: cystatin-S-like
Exons: 3
Molecular function (GO): cysteine-type endopeptidase inhibitor activity
Source: RefSeq, a predicted model, not a curated record